Molecule: messenger RNA, 1767 nt
Organism: Cladocopium goreaui
Lineage: Eukaryota; Dinophyceae; Suessiales; Symbiodiniaceae
Source: the annotation of a GenBank genome assembly
AUGGCCUUGGCGGGAGCAUUGCUCUUGCUUCCCGGGUUGGGCUGUCAGCGUGGGGAAAGUGCCACGGUCGACUCGCCAUCAACGGAGUCGGUCGUCGAAGCGGCAGUGUCGGAGGAGCCGGUAGAAGGCGAAGCCGAGUAUUUCGACAUCAUCCUGCGUGGGGGCACCAUCUACGACGGCAGCGGGCAACCACCGAUCGGGGGCGAUGUCGGCAUUCGGGGGGAGCGGAUCGCGGCCAUUGGUGAUUUAGACAACGCGGUCGGCAUGACCGAAGUCGACGUGAGUGGCUUGGCCGUCACCCCAGGGUUCAUCAAUGUGCUGAGUUGGGCCACUACCUCGCUCUUGGAAGAUGGCCGCUCGUUGAGCGACAUUCACCAAGGGGUCACGCUGGAGGUGUUCGGCGAAGGCUGGUCGAUGGGGCCGCUCAACGAACAAAUGCGGCGCGAAAUGCUCGAGGACCAGGCCGAGAUCAAGUACGACGUGCCCUGGACCACGCUAUCAGGUUAUCUCGAGCAUCUCGUCGACCAGGGCGUGUCUCCCAAUGUGGCAUCGUUCGUGGGGGCGACCACGAUUCGCGUCUACGUGCUCGGCCGGGAAGAUCGAGAACCAACCGAAGAAGAACUCCAGCAGAUGCGGGAGCUGGUCCGCAAAGAAAUGCAGGCCGGAGCCCUCGGUGUUGGGUCAUCUUUGAUUUACGCCCCGGCUUUCUACGCGAAGACGGACGAAUUGAUCGAACUCUGCAAGGUGGCUUCGGAAUACGGCGGACUCUACAUCUCGCAUAUUCGCAGCGAAGGCAAUCAAUUGCUGGAAGCGGUCGAUGAACUAAUCGAAAUCGCGCAGGCAGCCGACAUCCCGGCCGAAAUCUAUCACCUCAAGGCGGCGGGGCAGGAGAAUUGGGGCAAGCUCGACGAGGUGAUUGCCAAAGUGAACGCCGCUCGCGCCGAGGGGCUCGAGAUCACCGCGGACAUGUAUACCUACACCGCCGGAUCGACAGGCUUAAAUGCCAGCAUGCCCCCCUGGGUGCAAGAGGGCGGGUUGAACGACUGGAUCGAUCGACUCCGCGAUCCUGCCGUUCGCGCGGGAAUUAUCACCGAAAUGCGCACGCCCACCGACGCCUGGGAAAACCUUCUCCUGGCCGCCGGCUCGCCAGAUAACGUGCUGCUGGUGGGUUUCAAGAAUCCGGCGCUCAAGCAAUACACCGGCAUGUCGCUGGCCCAAGUGGCCGCCAUCAAAGGGCUUUCGCCUGAGGAAACGGCGAUGGACCUGGUGAUCGAAGACCAAAGCCGUGUUGAGACGGUUUACUUCCUGAUGGACGAAGCGAACGUUCGCAAGAAGAUCGCCUUACCGUGGGUCAGCUUCGUUUCCGACUCGGCUUCGCUUGCUCCCUCGGGCGUGUUCCUGCAAAACAACCCUCACCCCAGGGCCUACGGCAACUUCGCCCGCCUGUUGGGCAAGUACGUUCGCGAAGAUCGCGUCAUUCCACUGCAAGAAGCCGUGCGCCGCAUGACGUCGCUGCCGGCCGACAAUCUACACAUCAAGAACCGAGGGCGGUUGGCCGUCGAUCAUUUCGCCGACGUAGUGGUUUUCGACCCAGACAGCAUCAGCGACCAUGCCACGUAUGAAGACCCUCAUCAGUUGGCCAGCGGGGUGGUUCAUGUUUGGGUCAAUGGCCAGCGCGUGUUGAAAGACGGAAAGCACACCGGCGCCUUGCCAGGGCAAGUGGUGCGUGGGCCGGGCUAUCAAACCAACGAAGAUCAAAGCAACUGA